CUGUGACCGGAAAGAAUCAAUGGCAAUUUUUUGAGGAAGGAGGGGAAAAGAAACAUGUUGGAAGAGAGAGCACUGUCACCAGAGACUACAGAGGAAGUGGAAAGAUUAGUGAGCCUCGCCCAGGGGUCAGCUGCCCUCCCUCGGGUGACUUUCAGCACUCCAGAGAAGCUUGAGGAAGAACCAUGCCACAGAAAGUUGGCCAAAUUAACAACCAAGUAUAAUCGUAAAGAUCUUCAGAGGUGGAGAGACCUGGAGGAAUGGAUUGAUGCCCAGUUGCAGGAGCUGUAUCAGUACCAGUUGCAGGAGGAGACAGAAGCAACAGCUGCUCCAGAGCCUGAAAUUGACAUUGAAGAUCUUCUUGAAGUCUCUAAUGAGGAACAGAAAUCAAGACUACAGGAAAUUCUUCACCAGUGUUCGCGACCUACAGAGGACUUUGUUGCAGAACUGCUUGAUCGAUUGAGAGGUCUUAGGAAAAUUGCCAACCCUCAAAGGAAGUGACUCUUAUUGACAAAACCCAAGGGGAAACACAUCGUCCUGCAGUAAAGAAUGAUCAGGAUAUGGAAU
This is a messenger RNA of Euleptes europaea (tarantolino), 564 nucleotides long. RefSeq names its product protein phosphatase 1 regulatory inhibitor subunit 14D (gene PPP1R14D). NCBI's taxonomy places the organism in Eukaryota, Metazoa, Chordata, Lepidosauria, Squamata, Sphaerodactylidae. The transcript is spliced from 4 exons. Gene Ontology annotation, cellular component: cytoplasm. Gene Ontology annotation, molecular function: protein serine/threonine phosphatase inhibitor activity. Bases 55 to 498 code for a protein of 147 amino acids. The record is from RefSeq and is a predicted model, not a curated record. Gene Ontology annotation, biological process: regulation of phosphorylation.